Adineta ricciae is the source of this 1992-nucleotide messenger RNA. The record is from the annotation of a GenBank genome assembly. Lineage: Eukaryota; Metazoa; Rotifera; Eurotatoria; Adinetida; Adinetidae.
AUGGCAUCUGUGACAACGAUAAAAAUAAUAGCGUUAAGAAAAAAACAACGACUGCUUGUGGAGAAAAUCAAUCAGCAAUUGAAUGAACAAAUUCAGCUUAAUCUUGUACAACCAACUACGACCACGCAAACAACAAAUAAUUCUGACGUUAUUAAGCAAAUUCAAAACCAACUUGCCAAUCAACAAUUACUCCUUCAACAAGUUUCUUCAAAACAACAGCAACAAUCGAUUCCCAGUCUAUUUAGCAUUACAAAUUCGAAUAAUACGAAUCAACCAACUACGGCUACUGUUCAAUAUUUAACAACAUCCACACCUAAUAAUUCUUCGACUAGUGAUUCACCAUCGAUCAUUUCAAUUUCCACGCGUCCCCUUCAGCAACAAGCAACGACUGUUAAUUUAACCGACCUUAUAGCAGCAGCUCGAACUAAUACUACCGGUUUGAAUAUUCUCGGAAACAAUAAUACCGAAACUCGAAUUGUCAUGCCGGCGACGACUAUCAAUCGGUCAUCAACAACUGCACAUCAGCAAGCAGAUAUAAAUAAUCCACUGUUCCAGCGGAACUAUUGCCGAUGGCCUAGUUGUGAUACACUAUGCUCUUCAUUAGCUGAAUUUCAUCGUCAUCUCAAUGACGAACACGCGCUCGAUGAUCGUUCAGUUGCUCAAGCACGUGUACAACAACAUGUUGUUCAACAACUUGAAGCAUUGCUGACGCGUGAACGAGAAAUUCUUCAAGCAAUGAUGAGACAUUUACAUGGCGGCUCAACGACGACCAAUGGUGCAACAUCAUCGAAUUCAACAUCCGCACAUAUUGUCACUCAACCAGCAACACGCACAUUGACAGCAUCAGGUCCGUAUCAAACCUUAACAUCCAAUACUCGUGCAACACAAUUAGCGUCUUUGUCUUCACCAGCUUCGUCAUCUUCAUCUAUCAAUAAUACAUCUUCGUCAGCGGCGGCUCUUCAUCAUUUGCCCAUUGUCAAAUUAGAAAAUGCAUUUUUAACAUCAGCCGGUGUUGUGACAACGACGAAUUCGCUCGAUUCCUAUCGCACAGCAACAUCUCAAGAUCUCUCCUCUGGCACGAAUGCAACAACAUCAGCUAUCCUACGUGCUAGUGCAUCAAGUUCUCCACCACCUGUUCAUACUGUCGAAGAAGAAGUUGGAGAUGAUACACAAGACGAUGACAUGGACGACGAUAUGGACGAUCCCAAUGGCGAUUUAUCAUCACAUACCAAUCCAAAUGGAAGUAUUUUACCUGUACUAAGCAUGAGCAAACAUCGACUCAGUCGGAAAUCAAAAGAUAUGUUAGCAUUAGGCGGAAAGAAAGCAGGAAAAGGCAAAGAAUUAAAAAACCGUGAAUAUUAUAUGACACAUGACGUGCGCCCACCGUUUACGUACGCAACAUUGAUUCGUCAGGCUAUUAUUGAAUCUCCAGACAACCAAUUAACAUUGAACGAAGUUUAUAAAUGGUUCGAGGGUCAAUUUCUCUAUUUUCGAAAGAAUGCGCAAACCUGGAAGAAUGCCGUACGACAUAAUUUAUCCUUACAUAAAUGCUUUAUGCGUGUCGAAAAUAUCAAAGGCGCCGUAUGGACGGUGGAUGAAGGUGAAUUUUGCAAGAGACGUCUCACACGCGGUGCAGAAAAGGGAAAUAACCAUCACGAGUCGUCUUCGUAUGGACACAAUACAUCUGCUCGUUUGUCCACAGGCGAAGACCAAGCACUUUAUUCUUAUCCAUUCAGUAUGGAUGAUGAUUACAAAGAUUUCAAAGGUUUAUUGAAUCCACAUGAAUUAGCAUUGGGCGGUGGACACUCCCAUGACCAUGACGAUGAUGAUGAUGAAGAAGAUGGAAAUAAUUCUGAUAGUAUCAACGGUAACGGUGGUGAUCAUCAUGAUCAAUCAACCGAUAUGAAUCAUAGUCAUUAUGAUCAAACCGAUGAUGACGAUGGACAAAACGAUAUGAGAAAAAUACUAAAGAAAAUUCGAAAAAAGGUUUAG